AUGCCUCCCAAGAAGGCGCAGGUGCAGGAGAAGGUCAUGCUGGGCCGUCCGGGUAACAACCUGAAGAGUGGUAUCGUUGGUCUGGCCAACGUCGGUAAAUCCACCCUCUUCCAGGCUAUUACCAAGUCCUCCCUGGGUAACCCGGCCAACUUCCCCUAUGCCACCAUCGACCCCGAAGAGGCUCGUGUCAUCGUCCCCGAUGACCGCUUCGACUGGCUCUGUGAGCACUACAAGCCCAAGUCGCGCGUCCCCGCCAACUUGACGGUCUAUGAUAUCGCCGGUCUGACCCGUGGUGCCUCCACCGGUGCCGGUCUCGGUAACUCCUUCUUGUCGCACAUCCGUGCCGUCGAUGCCAUCUUCCAGGUCGUCCGUUGCUUCGACGACGCCGAGAUCAUCCACGUCGAGGGUGAUGUCGACCCCCAGCGUGAUCUGAACAUCAUCAGCGAGGAGCUGCGCGUCAAGGAUAUCGAGUUCACCGAGAAGGCUCUCGACAACCUGAAGAAGCAGACUCGUCGUGGUGGCCAGUCCCUGGAGAUGAAGAAGCUCCGUGAGGAGGAGGCGACCGUUGAGAAGAUCCUGGCUCACCUGCAGGCUGGCAAGGAUGUCAGACACGGCGACUGGGCUCCUAAGGAGGUCGAGGUUAUCAACCCCCUUCUGCUGCUCACCGCCAAGCCGGUCGUGUAUCUGGUCAACCUGAGUGAGAGGGAUUACAUCCGCCAGAAGAACAAGUACCUGCCCAAGGUCUUUGAGUGGGUCAAGACCAACUCCCCCGGCGAUCCUCUGCUGCCCAUCUCGGCCUGCUUCGAGGAGCGUCUGACCCUGAUCGGCGACGAGAAGGCCGCCGAGGAGGAGUGCAAGAAGCUGGAGACCAAGUCCGGUCUGCCCAAGGUCAUCACCACCAUGCGCAAGGUGCUCAACCUGGCCAGCUUCUUCACCACCGGUGAGGACGAGGUCCGCCAGUGGACCAUCCGCAAGGGCAUCAAGGCGCCCGCCGCGGCCGGUGUCAUCCACACCGACUUUGAGAAGACCUUCAUCCAGGCUGUCGUCUACAACUAUGAAACCCUGCGCGAGCUCGGCGACGAGUCCGCUGUCAAGGCGGCCGGCAAGGUCAUGACCAAGGGCAAGGAAUACGUCGUCGAGGACGGCGAUGUCUUGUUGAUCAAGGCGGGUGCUGCACUUCCUCUUGCCCCCUCCGCGCGCUCAAAAGUCAAAUCCUCCGUCCAGCGCGGCCUGCGUCAGAAAUUCCUCGACGCGCACCCCGGUUUCGAGCCUUAUAUCGACGAGGUCUUGCCGAAGAAGGCCCAGCUGGAUGCUGUGAAGCUACCAGACAAGUGCACCCUCUACUCAAUCUCCACCGAACCCCUCUUCUACCAACCCCAAGACGGCCCGCCCAUCCCGCACCUGAAACUCGUCCACGCGUAUCCCUCCGCCCUCCCCACCAUCCAGAUCGACCGCGGCGCUAUCCGCUUCGUGCUGUCCGGCGCGACGCUCAUGGCGCCGGGUCUCACCUCCCCCGGUGGACGGCUGCCCGAUGCGGAACAUCAGUUGGAAGCGGGCACGGUGGUCGCUGUUGUGGCUGAGGGGAAGGAGUUGGCUUGUCUGGUUGGGCCGUUGAAGGUCGGCACGGAGGAGAUCAAGCAGAAGGGGAAGGGGGUUGCCUUGGAGGAGGGGCAUUAUUUGGGGGAUGGGUUGUGGGGGAUGGUUCUUGAUUAG
Molecule: messenger RNA, 1713 nt
Organism: Aspergillus candidus
Lineage: Eukaryota; Fungi; Ascomycota; Eurotiomycetes; Eurotiales; Aspergillaceae
Product: GTP-binding protein YchF
Exons: 6
Coding region: 1-1713 (570 amino acids)
Cellular component (GO): cytoplasm
Molecular function (GO): GTP binding; ATP binding; ATP hydrolysis activity
Source: RefSeq, a predicted model, not a curated record